AUGGAAAAUGACUUUCUUCUUAUGAAAUUCUAUUUCAACGAAAUCCUAGGUCGAACAAUCCCAUACGCGGAUCCCAUCGGAUCCAAUAUAGAAUUUUAUCAGAUCCUACAGGAAUUCGACGGAUCCGAUAAAAUCCUGGUGACGAAAUCGCAUUGGAUUCCGACGGUGUCGGAUCCGAAACAUGGAUACAGAGAAUCGUACAAAGAAAUUGUUGAUCAAUUUUGA
Adineta ricciae is the source of this 225-nucleotide messenger RNA. The record is from the annotation of a GenBank genome assembly. Lineage: Eukaryota; Metazoa; Rotifera; Eurotatoria; Adinetida; Adinetidae.